GUGACCUCAGUGCGAGCUGCAACUGGAUAUUAAUCGCUUCUUUCAAAAUGUUCUAAUUGGAAGAAUGCAUUGAUACAUUGUACGGGCGUGCUUUAUAAACUGAUCUUCUUAUACUGCUCCUAUUGAUGGUGAUUCAGUCCCCUAGUUUCAAAUCUUCAGGAUGGGUCAAUAUCUGAGCACGGUAUACAGAUACAGAUGGCCUGUCAUACACAGUAUAAAUAUAUACCUUGGAAUUCAAUCUUAUUACAAACCCAACCACAUACAUGAUACUCUCCUUAUUUGCUUUACAUCUCUUUCCAUGCUGAAAUUACUUAGUGACCGAUCAAAAUCUCCGAGACCUCCAAGACUUCCAAUACUCAGAUACAAAUGGCCUGCCAUAUACGCUCUUAAUUUAUACCUUGCGGUUCAAUAUUAUUACAAAGCCAACCAUGGAAAUGGGUUUCCCCUGAUUUGCCUCUCAUGUGUUUCCAUAACAAAAUUACUUUGUGACCGAAGAUCAAGCCAUCCGAGGCCUCCAGGACUUCCAAUUAACGAUGACCCACAGGACUCACCUGACCCACAUAAUCCACCCGACUCACCUGACUCACGUUUCCAACCCCAACAAUAUGUGGCGACCACCAUUGGGAUAUUCUCCAGAUCUGCAGAGGACGAGUAUAACUGGUUAACUCGCAGGCUUGGAAAGAAAUAUAAAGUCCAAUCCUUCUUUAUUUCAAACACAAACCAUCAGGCGUUUAGAGAGUCUGUCAGUAACUGCCAUAUCGCCAUAUUAUACCAUUCGAAAACCCGGGGACGCGUCAACAUUACUGAUGUGACGGAUUCUUUGUACGAUACGGAGCUGGAAUUCAUGGCAAGAACACGCGGGAAGAAGAAGGUCUUUGUGGUGGUUGACGAUCUGGAUGACAGCAGUAUUAAUACUAAGCAGAGCAUCCUACAGAAUCAGCCCAGUAUCCACUUGCUGGCCGGAGACGUCUUCCUCUUCAGCAGAGAAGACAAGAGAAACGAUGAAACGAUGACAGAGAAAGUCGUGCAAAUAGUACAGCAUUUCUAACAUUAUACUUAUAUGUUGUAACAAACAAAGAAAAGCAUACAAAUGUCUCAUCUAUUCUAGAAACGUUUGGACACUUUUACAUAUUCAAACAUUGGGUCUAAACAAUUGUGCACUAAAUUCAUAGCCAUAAUCUCACAAACACCCAAAACGGAUGGAACAGGGUCUCAUAAUCAUUGUGAAUACAAGUGACUCAUUAUGAACUCUUUCCAUGAUAAUGACUGGUGAUGGCUUGGACAAGACAUUGAAUCCCACCUGCAUUCCGAAGACCCCUUUAUUGGAUUUCCUAUUUGAAGCUGAGCUUGACCACAUGUACAAUUAAAUGAAUAAAGUUUGACAUAAAUCUAUGCUUAGACCAACACGAUGCCUGUCUUUGUUAUAGCAGAGAUAAACAUCUAAUUAUCUGGA
Pelobates fuscus (common spadefoot toad) is the source of this 1453-nucleotide messenger RNA. RefSeq lists its product as uncharacterized. The coding region runs from base 161 to 1048 and encodes 295 amino acids. The transcript has 8 exons. The record is from RefSeq and is a predicted model, not a curated record. NCBI's taxonomy places the organism in Eukaryota, Metazoa, Chordata, Amphibia, Anura, Pelobatidae.